Mizuhopecten yessoensis (Yesso scallop) is the source of this 541-nucleotide messenger RNA. RefSeq lists its product as uncharacterized. The coding region runs from base 71 to 541 and encodes 156 amino acids. The record is from RefSeq and is a predicted model, not a curated record. The transcript has 3 exons. NCBI's taxonomy places the organism in Eukaryota, Metazoa, Mollusca, Bivalvia, Pectinida, Pectinidae.
UUCCAAACCGCCAGCAUACCAAGACUAUAUACAAAGAAGUCUCCCUUCAACGGGACACAAUAUAGCAGGGAUGAGGCUCCUACGGGAACUUCGUUUAUUCCUUCUCCUGAUACUCGGUCUUGUGCCUGGGACCGUGGUGGGAACGCUUACCGGGCCGGAGUUUCUUGGAGGAUCCAUGAGCUUUGAAGCAUUUGAUGACCAAUCACAUAAUAUCCUGGUAAACGCGAAGAUAUUGACCGGCUGGCGUCUCGGUAAAGGUCAAUGUGGAUCAACAUGUGACCAUACUAGUAUAGGAACUGACAUAACUGGAAAACAUCACAACAUCCUGACAGCGAAAGGAAGCCCUACUUACUUCGGAAAUUGGCAGGUAGAAGAAAAGAUUCCAGGCCAUCUUCCUGUACCAAGGGAUGUCACACCGGAGGCAAACAGCAAUGUUACUAUCCAGGUGGUGGCUGUCAAUGACAUACUUCUAUGGGAGUUGGACAAAGCCGAAGUUACAAUAAAGAUAAACGAAGCAGCAGAAUACACGGAUUUCAUUUGA